UUGAUGUUGUAAAAAGAAAAAAAAAGAAAUCAAUAUUCAAAAGUGUACGACAAUUACAGCACUUUAUAUUUUUAAGAUAAUUACGUAAAUAACUUUUGAACUGAAAUUUAGGAAAUUUAAUGAAUAUGAUAACAUUCUAUCUUGAGUAGAGAUCAAUAACCAUAUCAUAUUAAACAAGCAUAUCCGUAUUAAGUUUCGUUACUGAUCAUUACGUCAUUCGUACUGUUUGCUAGAUAGUCGUGGAGGAAGGAAUAGAGGCCAUAUUAAAUUUUUAUCAAUAAAGUGACAUUUUAGAAAUAUUAAACGUACGUGGAAAGAUAAUUAUGACAUAUAUAUGUGUGCACAUAACAAAAGAAGUUAUUUAAAACGAAAGGUAAGCAUUUCAAAGACAAGAUGUGUGAUACAGCAUACCAUUAACCAAUACAGUCAUUUCUAUGGCGACAUGCAGAAUGGAGUCCAAGCCAUCGAAAAAGAACUUCCACAACUGGUUGAAGUCGAAUCUAGGCUUAAUGUACACAAGAAAUGGUCUUAAAAGAUUUGUAUCUGAUGAAAUCAAUAGUUUUCAAAGGGACACAUACAUCAAUAUUUUGAAACAACUUGAUUUAGAACUAGACACUAAGUGUUCAGACUGCUCAACAAAUGCUAUUGUUUCUGACAAAGAAUGUGAGAAAUGCAAACGAAAAAGUUGCCAACAUACAUAUUGUCCGAAGAAAGGUCUUUGCAAUUCAUUCCUAUUUGAAAUAAGGAAAGCUCACAAACACAAAGCACCUUCAUGGAAUAACACUGAUGCAAGGCAAUGGUGCAGUGAUCCUUGGCAAAUAGCCAAGUGUUACAUGCCAGAACAUGGAUACAGCACCAAAAGGACAAUAGAGGAGACAGAUUUAAAUGGUGUUUUAAGUGUGAUAUUGAAUAACAAGAUUUUUGCCCGAAAAUUUUCAGCUGAUCCAAAACAGCCAGACAAAAUAUUUCAAAAGGCAAGAACAUUUUCAAAUAAGGUAAGACACGAAGCCACGUAUGAAAUUGAUGAUGACGAAUUUGAAAAUAUCCUUUCUGUCCUGAUAAGUUGUCUUGAGGUUCAACCGAUAGCACAAACAAAAGAGGCUCAAGAUGCAAUUAAAAAUAUUUUAGAGCUUAAAGAUUCCAAAUGGUACAUCCACACUUCACUCAGUGACAUAUAUACAUUCCUGAACACUAGCUCCUUAGAGGAAAACGAUGUACAGGGGAAAAUUGAAAAAACUGAAAAAAUCAAAUUGAUGAUACAUGCAGUAAAACUUAUAGAAUCAAGACCAAACACAGACUUCAAAUCAGUAGAAACAUAUAUAGAAUCCAUCUCCGAAAAGUGCAAGGAAUUGCGGAAACGUAAGAUGCGUAAACAGCUGCAAGAGUCGUAUGAAAAAGAAUGCUCCACACUUCCAAUAUCUGCUUUGUUUGAAGAUGAGGAUGCACCACUUCUUUCGUUCUAUGUAUUGCCAACCUUGCGAGUUGUGGAUUACCACAGAGUUUGUUCACGUUAUUCAGCGGUAAAUUCAUAUACUGAUAUAUUUUGUAGAGAUGGGGAGCCAGUUCAGAACAUAUACAUAACUGGAGAUGCUGGUAUUGGUAAAACAGCGGUGUGCCAAAGGAUGGUUUUAUGCUGGUGUCAUGCAAUGAAUGGUGGCACUGAAAAUGGUAACUUUUCGAGAAAUGAUAUUGAGUCAAUGAAAUGUUUUGAUUUUCUUUUUUUUAUUUCUCUUAGGGAAUCAUAUUUCUGUCAUGUCAAGAAAAUCAUCAAAGAGCACUUAAAAUAUGCAGCUGACCAAGAACUGAUAGAUCAGAUAUUAGAUGAAGAAAAAUGCUUGAUAGUUCUUGAUGGUUUAGAUGAAUGGACACAUCAACCGUCAUGUUGCACGUUGAGUAAAAAUGUUCCUGACAGACAAUAUGUAACAAAUUUAACGUAUUUGACAACAACAAGGCCAUGGAAGAUUGAGGCAAACAGGCUUAAAACAAGAGAAGUAGAUCAACAAAUAGAAUUGAAAGGACUUGAUAACAAUGCUUCAGAAAAACUUACGUGCUAUGUUAUAAACCAUCUCAACAAUAAGUAUCAAGCAACUAAAAAUGUUGAUGAAUAUCGGGAGUCUUUUGAAAAGCAGAAACAAAUACGAAAAGUUUCAAAGAUACCUAUUAUAAAGAUACAGCUAAUUACCUUAUGGUUUCAGGAUCAGCAACGUACGAACUUUUCAAGAUGUGUUAUUUAUGGUGACACCAUUCAGAUGCUAUUUGAAAGGGCAAUUGAAAGAAACACAAAUCAGGAAACUGAGCAGGCAAUGAUAAAUCGAGUAAAAAAUGAAAAUGGAAAAGUUGAACACGAAACACUCAGUUUCUUGUCAAAGUAUGAUCUCUUAACUGAAUUUCAAAGCUUUCUUUUCAAACUUGGUCACCUUGCAUUUGGAAUGCUUUUUAAUUUUUCAGACAAUGAAUCAGUGCUCGUAUUUGAACGAGAUAUUGGGAGAAGAUAUGGAUUGAUCGAUGUAGAGAUGCAGUUUUCCUUGUUUGUAGGAAUAUUAUCAAAAAACAAAGCUAUUGGUCCAGGAAAUAAGCGAUUGAUGAAACUAACAUUUCUUCACAAAAGUUAUCAAGAGUUUUUUGCAGCAUUGUAUAUUGCAAUGAAUAAGGACCCAAAGAGUAAAGUUAAACAAAUAUUUUCAAAACUAAAAUCUGUACUUGAUAUUCUUAAAUAUGAAAAUUUCUUUAUCUUCCUUUCUGGAAUGAAGACUGCAAUUAUUGAAAUGAUUUCGAAUGAUAUUCAAAAUAUUGUCUCAUCUGAUAAGAAUGUCCAAAGCUACAGACAAUCAGCUCAUUACAAAUUUGAACUUUUUAUUAUGCUGAAACCGUUCUGUAAUCUUCAAAGCGAUAUUUUUGUGGAAGAGAGAAACGGACAAGGAGCCUUGAAAGCACUGCAGGCAUUAUUACUACAAUGUUUAGAAGAAAGUCCAAGUGAACAUACAGAAUCAAUUCAUAUACCCUUAUCGGAUAUAUUUAUUGACGAUGAAAGUAAUUCAAAGGUGAGCCCUUUGAUAAUGGCCUCUAGCCAACAUUUGAAAUCUGUCAGCACAGAACUUUAUUGCGCAGAGUUGGCAUCAUUAAUGAAUUUAAAAAAGCUGGUUAUAAAGGAAGGUUCAUAUCCAGAUAGUCCAACAGAUGACAUGAGUUUAUAUGAAAACUGCAUAUCUUCAUCAAAAACAUCUUUAGUUAGUUUGUCCUUAGCUUACUGCAAAGGAAUUCCGGCUCUUACUGGUUUAGACAACCUAAAAUCCUUAGCACUAUUUGCUAUCGUUCUUAAACACGAGGAGCUUUCAGAAAUGUUUUCCUUUAUUUCGAAAACAGAAGAGUUAACCCAGCUUUUCAUUUGUAACGUCAAAUGCUCAGAACAUUUGGAUAAGUGUAAAGGAAAUAAGUUAGACCUUACAAAACACAGUGAUCUUAAAUAUCUGCGAUUACAGUCUUUGUAUGAACAUGGAUCUCACCAGAUACGAUUAAAUAAUAAAAACUUAGAAUUUUUAGUCGUUAAUGACAAUACAAAUGGAAAUGCUGUGCAGACAGUAGUUGAAGAUAUCAAAAAUGCCCCGAAACUAGCAGAAGUUGUCUUAGUAGAUUUCAAGGCAAAAGAUAAGAUAAAAAAUAUUUUAAAUACCGUUCCAACGCUACAUUUCUUGGAACGGCUCUCAUUUUUCAAUGUUGACUUCGGAGAUAGUGUGAUUGUACUAAAUAAGGAAAAUCAAAAAUCAAUAAAGAUGGUUACAUGUUUGAAUAUUUCACUUACAUUUGAAUCGUUUUGUUCAUUUAUUGACAGUUUACCAACUGCAGGUGUGAAUGUACUUAUAUUAUCCAGCAAGAUUAGCUGUUCAAAAAAUAAUGAUGCCGAAAAAGAUAUGGAAGAUGCAACAAACUAUGUUCGAGCAAGUACGUUAUUUGAGGUUACAAGUUUUGAAAAAUCAAGACUUUCGUUUAAAUCGAAAAAGGAAUAAGCCAGCUCAUGUAUGAAGAACAGUAGCCUAGAUUGGGAUAAUUAGCAGGGUUUCCAGAAACAUUUCACCAUUCAUUGCCUUGUAAGACAAAAAUACAUGCAAGUUUUUGUUGUUUUUUGUUUAAUAUUAGAUUUCAUUACAUAAAUCGCGUUUUGUAGACUGUUCUUUACAGACAUGAAAAA
Molecule: messenger RNA, 4186 nt
Organism: Ruditapes philippinarum (Manila clam)
Lineage: Eukaryota; Metazoa; Mollusca; Bivalvia; Venerida; Veneridae
Exons: 5
Coding region: 435-4004 (1189 amino acids)
Source: RefSeq, a predicted model, not a curated record